AGUCCCUACUCCAAUGAGCCAAAACGGAAAAUGGCGGUUGCUUCAAACAUUUGUUGAUCUUCUGAUACUGAAUGUCAUCACUCAAAUUUAGAUGUUCUUAAGUCGUACAAUAUGCCAAUGGAAUCUGCUCAGAGAAACAGUGCGUGCUCCGAGCCGUUUAAAGCAACAAAAAUCUGGAAUACUUUAGUGGAUCAUUUGAAGAUUCGUUUAGAACCCCGAAGACGAAGAUGGAAACUCCAAAUUUACGAGGAAUGUUUUCGAGGUUGCGAUGUUAUGGAAGAGCUUCAGAACAUCUUAUUCGAUCACCCGGAACUUACUAGCGAUCCAUCAAGAGUCCAUGUAAAAUCUCUGUGCCAGUUUCUCCUGGAGAAUCGAGUUAUCGAAUGUGUAUGUGAAGAUCUGAAGCGAGAACCGUUUGAAAAUGGAAGGCUCUAUCGAUUUGUAAAUUCCUCGUCGAGUUCCAACAGCGACACAAUAUCUUCAGUUCUAAGCGUCGAGAAGUCGGACAGAAAAAAGAAGCGUCGUAGUUUCGAUGGAUGGGGAUUGCAUUCUAAGUCUGUUCGAAGGAAAUCUUACCAUGGUUUUAGAUCUCGAGAUAAAAUGGUCGCUUCUGCUGUGAAAGACGAUGCAGAAAAAGAAAAUGACGAACAGCAAGCAGAGCUCGACGAUAAAAGGAAGAGAAGGCUUAGUUUCGGAGGCAAGGAUAAUCUCGGCUUCUUGAGCCCAUGGCAAAGGACACCAAAGAGGAGCAAGCAACAAGAUACAGAAGAGUUAGAAACGCACCAAGAAACACCUACCACCACCAAGAUUGAUGUGUCUGGAGCUAGCUUCAAGGAGGUCUGGUUUGAGGUUACUCUUUCAAACCUUCUUAAACUUCUAGACAUUUCCUUUCUUGAACCAAUUCUACAGCCAGCGUCAAUGAAAACCUCUCUCUCAGCUACAGUUUACAAUUACUCAUAUAAUGAACUUAAGGAUUCAUUAACAAACAGCGACAAGACUGGUGGUCGUAGAGGACAGGACAUUAUCUGGCAAAAAGCUGCCCUGGAUUGCUUUAGUGCACAAAGUCAGUUCCCUCUUCCACGGGGGGAUUGUGGGUUUCAGAAUAUUACAAACCUGACUGAAGCAGAAAUUUCAAAUGCACUUGCGGAAUUCUAUGGCUCCCUCAGCGAUACCCUGAUCCCCGGUGGCUUCAUGGAGCUAGUUUCUGGUAUUAUUGGUUUACUGGAAUGUAACAGAAGUGUUGCUGCUAAAGCGCUACAGCUAUUGAUGGUGCUGGUUCCAUCUGAUCAAAGAGAGCAUCUAAAGAGAUUACUUAACUUCAUGGAAAAGACGUUAACCUGUCGACCUGGGAGAUCCAAGCGGACACGCAUGAGGUUUAUCUGUAGGAAUUUCAUCAGCGGCAUAUUGCCUGGUAAACUAUCAGAGCAGCAAGCAACUAGCAAUCUGAUCCGGCUUCUGAUCACUGAUCAUAAUCAAAUCUGCACUGUCCCGCUUGAACUCAGUAAUGAAGUAAAACGGCAAGUCCAGUCCAUUCAACAAGGGGAAUCUGAGCCCAUAAUUUCUCGCUCAUCAUGUCAGAGGAUAACCCCUUUGGAGUACAAGCAUGAAGGUAGAGUAGCUACUCAAGAAGGAGUACGUCAUCUUAUGAAUCUUGUCAUUGACGACUUGAGCUUGAAUCUACGCACCAAGGAACACAAGCUAGCACAGUUCAGGAAGCACCAUGUUGAUGUAUUCAGUCAGGAAUUCCCUUCUGGCAUUUUAUAAUUAAAGGCUCCCACAGGGUUUAAAAAGCUGUGCCAGGGUUCAAAAUAGUGGCCGGCUGCCAGCAAUAGGCCGCUGUUGUCUGGUCUUUUCCAGAUCUUUUUUCUAUAUCUCCUACUCAUAUUUUUAGUAUGCAGGCUUUUUUUCACCAAAAUCCACAAAGCUGGCAUGUACUACAUAUAAUUCCCAUUUGCUGUUACCUGGUGACACAAAGUUUUCUGUAAAUAUCACUUUUUAAAUGUGCACCAAUUACUGAGUUUUAUAUUUUGUGUCAAAUUGAGUGAAGACCAGCCAAUGGUGGAAAAACAACACCAUGCAACUGACAGCUAGUAACACAAACAAUCAAUAAAAAAUAUAAUUGCUUUUGUCAAAA
Molecule: messenger RNA, 2134 nt
Organism: Nematostella vectensis (starlet sea anemone)
Lineage: Eukaryota; Metazoa; Cnidaria; Anthozoa; Actiniaria; Edwardsiidae
Product: DEP domain-containing protein 1B
Exons: 3
Coding region: 112-1764 (550 amino acids)
Biological process (GO): intracellular signal transduction
Source: RefSeq, a predicted model, not a curated record